AGUGUCCUAAAUUUUCUCCUAGGAAGCUUGACUUGUAGAUUUCGAAUGCGCGAAACACGUUUGAUUUCAAAGCAUGUAGAAAGCCCUAGAAUCUUCUAUUUGUGGUCAAUGCUUUUAUACAUAUUAUUACUACCAAAAAUCAGGAGAAUGAUUCCAGUUUGAAGCCAUCAGCAUUCUCGUUUUUCCAAAUCGGCGAAGUGCAUAUCUGUGUGCCAAUAAGAGAUAUCGGGUGAAAUGCAGAACUUAACUACCAGGGCAUAUGAGAGUUCUUCUUCCUCAGGAAAUAGCAGCAAUGAUGCUGGUGAUUUUGAAUGUAACAUCUGCUUUGACUUGGCACAAGACCCUAUUGUGACACUUUGUGGUCACCUCUAUUGUUGGCCAUGUCUCUAUAGAUGGCUACGGCUUCACUCACAAUCCCAUGAAUGUCCUGUUUGUAAGGCCCUUAUACAAGAGGAGAAGUUAGUCCCUUUGUAUGGUAGAGGGAGGACUUCAACUGAUCCAAGAUCGAAACCGAUCCCUGGGGUUGAAAUUCCUAGCAGGCCAGCAGGGCAAAGACCUGAAACAGCUCCUCCGCCAGUAUCAAAUGCUUUUCCUAAUCUCGGUUUUGGUCAUGUGGGAGGAUUUUUUCCAGGAGCAACUGCUAGUUUUGGUAACUUUACAAUGUCUGCUGGUUUUGGUGGGUUGUUUCCAUCGUUGUUCAGUUUUCAGUUUCAUGGAUUUCCCAAUCUAACUGCAUUUGGUGCAACAUCUAAUUACCCAUUUGGAUAUCCUCCUGCAUAUCGUGGGGUGAAUGUUCAUAAUGCUGCACGGCCAGCCCAAGGACAGGCAGAUAACAAUCUGAAGCUUAUGUUCUUACUUGUUGGAUUUCUUGUGUUCCUAUGUUUGUUUAGUUACUGAAUAAACUUUCCCUCUUCAUCUCAGGCAGCUGGUUCCUGAUACUAGUAUUAAUCAUUCUUAAUGGUUGUAAAUAUGUUGAACUUUUGCACUCAUGAUAAAGUUGCUACAUAAAAAGGAACUGAUGUGAUUAGCGGAUCCUGCCCUUCGCAUUUUCCGUGUAACAUAUUUUUUUCCCCUUAA
Molecule: messenger RNA, 1077 nt
Organism: Nicotiana tabacum (common tobacco)
Lineage: Eukaryota; Viridiplantae; Streptophyta; Magnoliopsida; Solanales; Solanaceae
Biological process (GO): ubiquitin-dependent protein catabolic process
Cellular component (GO): endoplasmic reticulum
Molecular function (GO): ubiquitin protein ligase activity
Source: RefSeq, a predicted model, not a curated record